Phaedon cochleariae (mustard beetle) is the source of this 1440-nucleotide messenger RNA. The record is from the annotation of a GenBank genome assembly. Lineage: Eukaryota; Metazoa; Arthropoda; Insecta; Coleoptera; Chrysomelidae.
AUGGACGGUGAAAAGAAUGACGAUUUGGAGAUGAAGAAAAUUCAAUCUGAGGAUAUUUCGAAAAAGGAAGGUGAAGAUGAAAAAAGUCAUGGACCUAAAUUCGGCAAAAGGCAUGGACAGAUGCUGAUUUACUUUCUCCUCAUAUUGAUCGCAUACUCUAUUCGAGUGAACUUAUCCGUAGGAAUAGUAGCCAUGACAGAUCCGACAGCUAGUUUGAAUCCAAAUAUACCGACGUACAACUGGACAGACAAAAGCAUAGUCCUCUCGGCCUUCUUCUGGGGCUACAUCCUGCCCCAGAUCGCAGCUGGCUGGCUGGCCAACCGCUACGGCCCCAAGUGGUUCCUUGUGGGAGCCAUGGGCGUCUGCUCCUUAGCAGGACUGUUUCUGCCUACCAUGGCGGCGCAGUUUGGCUCGAGGGGAGUGAUGGCUGCUAGAGCGCUGCAAGGGCUGUCCCAAGGUUUCAUUUUUCCUUCGAUUCACAAUCUGCUGGCGAAAUGGGUGCCGCCUGGAGAGAGAAGUCGACUUGGCACCUUCGUAUAUGCCGCUGGUCCCUUCGGUACCGUAGUAUCAAUGUUGCUAACGGGUUUGAUAGCUUCGAGUUGGUAUGGUUGGCCGAUGGUAUUCUACUCUUUCAGUGGAGCUGGGUUAGCUUGGUGCUUCCUCUUUUCCUACUAUGGUUGCGACGGACCAUCACACCAUCCGACGAUAACCAAAGAAGAGCAGUUUUACAUCGAAAAUAGUUUAGGACACGCUGAACACAAGCCGAGAAUGUCUACUCCUUGGAAAAAAAUCUUCACUUCUCUGCCUGUUUGGGCAAUUUUCCUCACUCAAAGUGGACACAAUUGGGGCUUCUGGACACUUCUAACUGAAAUCCCUGCCUACAUGGGUCAUGUCAUGAAUUUCAACAUCAAAUCGAAUAGCGUUCUCUCUGCCCUUCCGUACUUCGUUCUGUGGGUUAUGAGUUUCGUCUUCAGCUAUAUCGCUGAUCUAUUCGUCAAUCAUAAUAUCUUCAGCAUUGGAGUUUCUAGAAAAGUGUUCAACACUAUAGGUCUGAUAGUACCAGCCAUCGCCCUGGUAUUCCUAGGGAGUACUGGUGAAGAUGAACACAAUAAAGCCAUAGCUCUACUAGUUGUAGCAGUUGGAAUCAACUCGGCCAUAUUUUGUGGUUUUAAUGUCAACCACAUGGAUAUAUCGCCUAACCACGCAGGUCCUUUGAUGGGUGUUACAAAUGGAGCUUCUAAUGUAUGUGGAAUAAUCGCCCCACUUGUAGUUCAAUUAUUAGUCACUGAUGAGAAAGAUCCAGAACAGUGGAAAGUGAUAUUUUACCUCACUGCCUCAAUUUAUGCAGCUGCUAGCUUGAUCUUCGUGGUUUUUGGUUCAGGAGAAAUUCAACCUUGGAAUGAUGAGGAAAAGAAUGGAAAAGAAAAAUCUGAAGCCUAA